Molecule: messenger RNA, 1658 nt
Organism: Calliphora vicina (urban bluebottle blowfly)
Lineage: Eukaryota; Metazoa; Arthropoda; Insecta; Diptera; Calliphoridae
Product: probable mitochondrial glutathione transporter SLC25A40
Exons: 5
Coding region: 194-1351 (385 amino acids)
Biological process (GO): mitochondrial transmembrane transport
Cellular component (GO): mitochondrion
Source: RefSeq, a predicted model, not a curated record
AAAAUAAUUUGCACAAUAGUUAUGUUUUUGUGAAAAAAGUUAAUAGAAUCUUAGAAAAUAUUAAAAGAUAACAAAGUGUGUUUGAAAAAGAAUACUCAGUUUUUGUUACACAAAUGUCAAAAAUUAAAACAUAAAUUAAAUCAUAGCUAAUUUGGGAGUCAAAAGUAGGCUAGAAUCAGUUUCGUCAUAAAAAAUGGCAAUACAAAAUACGCAUCAUAAAGCUGGCGAAGAGGCCGGCGAUAAUGUAGUUGGUAGUACAAACACACAGCUUAAAGAAAACAAAUCUAAUGCACUAAAAGAUGACCCGCGAUUUCGGAUACGAACCUCACAACAGGUGGCCUCAGCGUGCACAGGGGCUAUGUUAACAGCUACUUUUAUGACUCCCUUGGAUGUGGUAAAAACAAGACUGCAGGCUCAGCAAACACAAAUGUCCAAUAAAUGUUUCCUUUAUUGCAAUGGACUAAUGGACCAUUUAUGUCCUUGUGAUCCUAAAUACCAAAACUCAAAACCAGUUCAGCUUAAUGGUACCAUAGAUGCCUUAGUUAAAAUUAGCCGCUCCGAGGGCCUGGGUUCCUUAUGGUCUGGCUUAAGUCCCACCUUAGUCUCUGCAUUGCCUUCUACUGUUAUUUACUUUGUGGCAUAUGAACAAUUUAAAGAACGUUUCCUAAAGUUUCACUACAAGUACCUGGCUGAUGUUAAAGGCUCUCCUAGAGGACGAGAUAUUCCUAUCCUCGUACCUCUAUUAGCUGGUGUAACGGCCCGUGUGUGUGCCGUAACCGUUGUCAGCCCCGUUGAGCUUAUACGCACGAAAAUGCAAUCGGAAAAAAUGACUUAUGCCCAAAUCACUUCGGCCAUACGGACAGUGGUACAAACACAAGGCAUAUUGGGUUUGUGGCGUGGUCUACCGCCCACUAUACUGCGUGAUGUACCAUUUUCCGGCAUUUAUUGGACUUGUUAUGAAUCCAUAAAAUCCCAAUUCAAUGUUGUAGAACCCACAUUCACCUUUAGUUUCUUUGCCGGUGCAAUAUCCGGCUCGUUAGCAGCCACAAUUACAACCCCCUUCGAUGUGAUAAAGACCCACGAACAAAUCGAGUUUGGUGAAAAAGUGAUAUUUGCAGAUAAACCCGCAAAAGAUUUACCCUCUCGUGGGGUUAUGCAACGACUCGCGUCUAUAUAUGCUCUAAAUGGUCUACGUGGCGUAUUUGCUGGUUUGGGCCCUCGUCUAUUUAAGGUGGCACCCGCCUGCGCAAUAAUGAUAUCAACAUUUGAAUAUAGCAAAUCAUUUUUUUAUCAACACAAUGUCCACCAUUACAACGAAAAUUUAAUUGUUGCAAGUAAAAAUAAUGUUUAAAUUUAUAAUAAUCAUAUUACAUAUUAUAAUACAGAUGUAUAAUAUUCCUAUAAUUUUAUUAUACAUAGUAAUAAUUGUUGUGUACAGUUUUAAGUUUCAGUUUUUCUACGUGUGCAAACGACAUAAGUUUUUUAUAUUAGAAAUACUAUACAGAAUGUAUUUAAACCAAAAAAAAAAUAGAACUAGAUUAUGUAAUUAUUUUGCAUAUGUUGUAAAGAAUUGACUAUGAAAAAUGUUGUUCUUUAUAAAUAGUUUAAAUUUUGUUAAAUUUUCUUUUUAAUAAAAAGGAAAUCAGUGUUUAUUAAAA